This is a messenger RNA of Psilocybe cubensis, 1668 nucleotides long. RefSeq lists its product as uncharacterized. Bases 1 to 1668 code for a protein of 555 amino acids. The record is from RefSeq and is a predicted model, not a curated record. The transcript is spliced from 7 exons. Gene Ontology annotation, biological process: lipid biosynthetic process. Lineage: Eukaryota; Fungi; Basidiomycota; Agaricomycetes; Agaricales; Agrocybaceae.
AUGGAAGACCUCCCAGAUGCAAAAGCCCCCUUUUCUGUGUCUGCUUUGGCAGAUAGAGCUUGGAAUCGCGUGACUGAAGCCGCGUUCAAGAGCAGUUGGACACCAAUAGCCCGUCUCGCGGAAGCUGCUGUAGUCGCGUAUGUUUCUGUCUGGUAUCUGAAGUUAUGCGAACCAACAAGGGUGAUGCAAAAGAUCACAAUAGGUCAACUUCGUGUUCUGACGUACUCCCACAUCUAUUCGUUUCCUAUGCCAUCACCUGACAACGGCGAGGACCGAAGUCGAACAAACACAAGGCCCGAAUUAAAGGCAGAGCUUCGCGUCGUCAAUGAUGCUUUCUGGGUCCGGCUGUGUGCUAUGGGUGACCUAGGCUUCUCCGAGGCCUACAUGUACGGCGACGUUGAAUGCGACAACCUCGUCACACUGUUUCAGAUAUUUUUAGAAAACAGAGAAAACCUGUCAAAUAUGGACUCGCGUUUCUCUUUCCUCUUCACUUUACCACAGAAAAUCACUUCAUAUCGCUUCCUCAAUACUAUUGGGAAUUCUCGUUCUAAUAUCUCUGCCCACUAUGACAUUUCCAAUGACAUGUUUGCGGGUUUCCUAUCAGAAGAUAUGACAUAUUCCUGCGCCAUUUUCCCCGAAUUAGACGGAGAUCUGGCAGAGGGAAAGGAAGUUCAGAGUCGAUGGAGUGGCGGCCAAUCGUUAAAACGUCUCACACCUGACCGCGAGCACCAUCUUCUCCCACCAUCUCCCCCCUCAUCAGAACCAUGUGAUGCGUCCGAACCACUCACGCUCCCCACAGAAUUUGAACACCCUAACGCGCAUAUCGAGGCGAAUGACGACCCCCUAUUUGCUGCCCAGAUGCGCAAGCUCCAGCAUAUCAUCGACAAGCUUCACAUUCCCGACGCGCCGCCUGCUGGCAAGAAGCAGGGUCCUGUACGCAUUCUCGAGAUUGGAACAGGUUGGGGCGCGCUGGCCAUUCGUAUCGCGCAGCUCUACCCACACGUUGAGAUUGAUACCAUCACGCUUUCUAGUGCACAGAAGGUUUUGGCGGAGCAACGAAUAUCUGCACUGGGACUAGACAGUCGGAUCACCGUUCAUCUCAUGGACUAUAGAAACAUGCCUGCCCACUGGCAGGGCCGUUUCACACGCUUUGUUAGUAUAGAAAUGAUAGAAGCUGUGGGGAGGGAGUUCUUAGAAGGCUACUGGAAGAUUGUGGACUGGGCUCUAGAAAAGAAAGGGGGUGUGGGUGUGGUGCAGGUCAUCACCAUCCCCGAAGCAAUUUUCCCUGGAGGAUUCCUGCCGACACUAACGUAUCUCAUGACAACUUUGACAUCUGGCUCGAAAGGCAGCCUGAUAGUAGAGUCUAUUGACAAUAUAGGGCCUCACUAUGCGCGGACACUUAGGGAAUGGCGCAAGCGGUUUGUGGACAAAUUCGAGACUGUCAUUGUUCCGGCGCUACAGAAAGAGUACCUGGAGCGCAAAGAGAAAGCAGGAACGAAGGGAGGAGCGGCCAGUCUCAGCCAGGAGGAGAUAGAGGUUUUCAAAAGAAAGUGGAUAUAUUAUUAUUGCUAUUGUGAGGUUGGAUUUACAACCAGGACAUUGGGGGACCAUGUAAUGACCUUCACUCGGGAAGGGAAUCAAGCAUAUGGAUGUGACGUAUAUGAGUAA